AUGCAGAACGUCAGUCCACUCUUGGACAUGAUACUACCUACAGAUGACGCUUCAUGCGAUUCCCCAUCCGGGUCCUCAACAAGCGAACCCCAUGACGAAGCAAUGAACAAUUCCCAGCCAUUCAUCGAUCAGUCAUUCUUUUAUAAGCUCGACCAAUUAUCACCAGAUAAUCCUCUUUUCUUUAUGCAACAAUCUGAAAAUCGUCCAAGACAAUCCGAAGAACUUGACACACCAAUGGACGCCCCAUCCCCACUGAGCGCACAGGCAUCCGUAUCAAUGUCUUCACCCCAAUCAAUGUCAACUCAAGGAUUCAUGUCUGCUCCUUCGAGCAUUGUUGAACCACUCCAACCAGCAAACUCAUUACCCGCAGAAUCAAGCCAGACAUUCUGGUCGGGAUUCAAUAACCCCUGUGUAAGUAUGAUCACUACCGUUACACCUCAACUUAUCGUAUUCUUAUUUCUUGCCAACUAUAGCCCUGAUCAAUCCUCCCAACCCUCACCUCCCCCACAUGCUGUAUCACCUAUAAAAUACGAGCCAUCACUAGACACACCAUUUUCUCAGAGUCCUAUUACUCGGCCACUUGAUAUGAUGAAAACCCCUGGUAUGCAAAUCCGCGUCUUGGGUGUUCCUCAAACAGGGGCAAAAUCAAGAGUGGAAACACAGAUCAAAUUAUGCAUACAGCUAGUGACAGAUGAUGGCGACAAAGCACAGUGGUGGUCGCAUCUUAAAUUACCAGAACAUAUGGUAGCUAAAGAUAAACUCAAGCGCCAAGUCAUGAUGGCCAACGCACAAAAUGGCUUAAAAGUAGAUGGUGCAAAUUUGCCGAUUAAGCCGGAAAGAAUGCUAUUUUUGAGUGCCCGCGUCAUUUGUGCAAGUGACCCGUCUAGAAAAGUUGUAACUUGCCUGGGUUGUAUUCAACGUGAACGCAAACGAUCCCAAAGACGUAAAGAAAAUAAGAUAAAAACAGAUAAUGAAGAUGACAAUCGAUCAAUGGAAGACGAUAAAUCCUUGGCUCUUGAAGAACAAAAAGUCCUUUUGUUUAAUUGCUCAGAAAUAGUCGAUUUUAGCUCAGGAGACACCAUUCUACCGACACGUAUUACUUGUUACUGCAGACAUCAUAACGAACGUCUUGGAUUCUGUAUCUAUUUUGAAAUGCAUGACCAAACUGGUAAACAGGUAGCCACAGGAAUGUCUCCACCGAUUAUGAUCACAGACGACCACAAAUCCAAUAAAAUCAAAGCCGGUAGAAAGAGACCCAGAACAGAUGUAGAAUCGCACACCCCUCUCAUAUCAUCCGGUGGAUAUGAAAUGAACUCUGGUGUAACUGCACCUAAUAUGUUAGGACCACCUCGAUUCCGUGUACCUUACGGCAGCUAUCCGAAUGUACAGACCUUACGCGAACAACAGUUUUCUCUCCAACCUCGCCCAGUCGAUCAUGUUGGAAUGAAUCACGACGUAAAUCAUUUGGCAAACCCAAACUCAAACACAAUGCACCGUCAACAAUUUGACGCAUCUAGCGGUCCAAAAAUACAACCUAACUCUAUAGUGCCAUCAAUGGCCACCCAAACGCAUCCUACUCCCAUGGUUACCGAAAACACUGUCCAGCAGACUGUCACACCUACCCCUAUUCUCAAUGAUCGCCCACAGCUACAACGCCUAAUUCCGAAUGAGGGCCCGACCUAUGGUGGAAUUGAGGUCACCAUCCUUGGAAGUGGCUUCAGACCAGGUCUUACUUGUCUCUUUGGAGACGCAGCAGCAUCCAGUACACAUUAUUGGUCUCCAAAUACUCUUGUGUGUAUCUUACCACCUGCAGUUGAACCGGGAACAGUUGUAGUGUCGUUCAAAGAAUACCCAAUGGUCAUGGACAGUCAAGAUGUGACGCUUUUCACGUACUUUAAUGAAAACGACCGAGCACUUAUGGAGCUUGCUCUUCAGGUGGUUGGGCUCAAGAUGACAGGAAAAGUGGAAGACGCUCGUGCAAUUGCUAUGCGCAUUGUUCAAGGCGGUAAUCAAAACCAACAAUCAUCCAGUGGAACCAGCAACCAAGAUAAUCAACAAAACCAGAACCAGAACCAGAACCAAAAUCAAACAUGCCUUGAACGUCACAUCAUCCAAGUACUUGAAGUCAUGGACAUUAUGGAAGACGUCGACUCAGUAGAUGUCUCAUUGACCAGCGGACAAGGCCACACCAUGCUUCAUUUGGCUGCAAUUCUGAAUUUCAGUAAACUUACUCGCACAUUGAUCGAACUUGGCUGUAAUGUGGACACUAUGGACCGUAACGGAAACACCGCACUUCAUUAUGCAGCAAUGUUUGGACACGAGGACCUUGCUAAAAUCCUGUUAGACGACGGAAAGGCAGACUCUGGUAUCGUUAACCAGUGGAACAAACGACCCAUGCACCUUUCCAAAGACAAUACAAUGCGUUUGAUACUUCAUACCUACAUGCCGGUCGAUGCAGACGAAGUUUCGGAUUCAUGUGGUGCAAGUGUUUCAUCAGAUAUGCUGGGUGCUGAUGUAGAUACAUCGUUUAGUGACGAGUCUUCGUAUGACGAUGAUGUUAUUUCUCUAGAUGGCGACAGAGUUGACAGAAAUGAGAUUAAUCAGCGAUGGUUACAGUUCUAUCAGUCAGAUUCAUCUGCUUCUGCACAAAGCGAAUUAUACGAAGAAGGACUGCGGAAUCGAAGAAGACCAACACUCAACAUUCAAUCUAUUCAAUAUCUUGAAGAUGACGGUGACCUUCACUCACCCGAUGAGAUCAUGGAUGCUGAGGCAGUACACAACAAUCAUAUCGAUACAUCAUCUGAUACUGACGAUGAUGGCGAUAUGUCCAAAGCUGACUUGAAGAGUACCUGGAUGCAGCGCACCCUUUCACACCUUCAACAGGAAAAAGACAAGCAUUUGUCGUAUGUGACAGACAAUACCUUUGUACAGAAUAUCAAAAAUAACAUGCCUGCCAAGCCGACUGAACUAAACUUAAAGACAAUUGCAGACCAUGUAUUGCAAUUCCCUCGCCCCACAGAAAUGAUUGCCAAUAUGUCAGUCAUGUUUUCACAAGACCAGGCCAAGGGCUCUUCUACAGAUGAGCCUGAGCAGACAUUGGCUUGGUAUAUGGCAUUAGCAUAUUCUAUAGGUGCCGGUAGCAGGUCACUUCCAGAACAACCUAUCCGGCCUUUGGAUCAAAAACAACCAGAGAUGUGGCAAUUCGAUAAUAAAAUUGCUAAUGCUUCUUCCGCACAACCCAGCCGUCCACAACCAUCAAGUAUGGGCCCAGAAGCGAUUGCAGAUCAAAAAAGAAGAGACAGACGUCUGUUUUCUUUAUGGGUGCCAUUACUUUGUUUUGCUGUUAUAUGGUUGAUUUUCCAGUUUGUCUCUUCUCACCCAGGUGUCAUUGAUUUUGUGGUGGGAAUCUCUGGAUUCCGACAUCAAUACCUGCGUAUCUAAAGCCCUAUUUUCUGUUCUUUUUAAUCCCUCCAUCUCCUAUCUCUUUCUCUUUCGCUAUCACUCUACUUCAUUUUCUCCCCCUCCCUUCCCUUCCCUAGUUCCCAAUUACAUGUUUAUUCUCCCCUUCUUUAUACAAUCUAUAGCAUUUUGCUCCUCCCUUUUUCUUCUCUAGUAUUUUUAUGUGCUGUCAUUUUUUUUUGAAGAAAAGCCCAAAAAAAAAGAAUAAUAUACAUCUUUGUAUACCCACCAAU
Messenger RNA from Phycomyces blakesleeanus NRRL 1555(-), 3692 nucleotides. RefSeq lists its product as hypothetical. Bases 1 to 3441 code for a protein of 1146 amino acids. NCBI's taxonomy places the organism in Eukaryota, Fungi, Mucoromycota, Mucoromycetes, Mucorales, Phycomycetaceae. Gene Ontology annotation, biological process: regulation of transcription by RNA polymerase II. Gene Ontology annotation, molecular function: protein binding; transcription coregulator activity; double-stranded DNA binding. The record is from RefSeq and is a predicted model, not a curated record. Gene Ontology annotation, cellular component: nucleus. The transcript has 6 exons.